AUGUUCAGACGGCGACCCGUACCAAGUUCUGCAAGCGAAGUGAGAAAUGCGCGAACGAAUUGCGGAGAUUCCCUUGCCGAGGGCAGUGAGUCUGCACCAGAGGUUUCUGUUAAUGUGAAGCCUUCGUGGAGCCGACACGGAGUCGCACAGACAUGGUCGAGAAAAGGCGCUUUAGCGCAAAUAGUUGGAAAUACGCAGGUCAACAAACCUCCAACACCACAUCGAUAUGCCAACCGAAAUGCCGUACACGCUAGCCGCGUCUGUGGCGUGCUGCCCGACCGGAUGCAAGUGCAACAGCGCGAGGAAAUAGACCCGCUGGACGAUGAGCUCAGUGGAAAUGGCAUAGAGCACCGAAUCGAUGACGCUUGGGCGGUGAUGUCAGAGGGUUGCAGUGACGCCAUGGACCUGAUGCAGAAGAAGGCGCAAGCAAUGCUUCGGGCCAGGCUGGCAGAAGAGGUCGGUGACUUCGAUGCUCGAGUCCACCGCGAGUGCGUUGGACUUGUGGCAGCUCACAAGCAGUGUGUGCUAAAUGCCGCGAAGGAGGGCCUCGAGCGAAGCUUGCCAGCUCUGGACGUGGUUCGAGCUUGCAAGCAGCCUUCACGCUGGCAGGCGUGGAGUGGUGCGAAUGCGGAGCCUGGGCCGAACGGUCCUUCAGAACGUACUUCAAGUUCAGACUGGAUGUCCACGACAUGUCCCACGGAACGACUUGGACCAUCGCCAGCCAUGACAGAGUUGCGAAGCCCGACACCGCUGGGUGUGUCUGGCCCAGUGCAGUCUGCCACGUUCACAAGGGGGCUCCUGAGCAGGCUGAAACUUUGA
This is a messenger RNA of Symbiodinium sp. CCMP2592, 819 nucleotides long. The record is from the annotation of a GenBank genome assembly. Lineage: Eukaryota; Dinophyceae; Suessiales; Symbiodiniaceae.